This is a messenger RNA of Chrysochloris asiatica (Cape golden mole), 960 nucleotides long. RefSeq names its product lactamase, beta 2 (gene LACTB2). Gene Ontology annotation, cellular component: mitochondrial matrix. Lineage: Eukaryota; Metazoa; Chordata; Mammalia; Afrosoricida; Chrysochloridae. The coding region runs from base 12 to 878 and encodes 288 amino acids. The record is from RefSeq and is a predicted model, not a curated record. The transcript has 7 exons. Gene Ontology annotation, molecular function: RNA endonuclease activity; single-stranded RNA binding.
AUCAAGCAGAAAUGGCUGUCUCCCUCCAGCGCAUUGAACGGCUGUCCAGUAGAGUGGUGCGGGUGCUGGGCUGUAACCCGGGUCCCAUGACCCUGCAGGGCACCAACACCUACCUGGUGGGGACCGGCCCCAGGAGAAUCCUCAUUGAUACUGGAGAGCCAGCAAUUCCAGAAUAUAUCAGCUGUUUAAAGCAGGCUCUGACAGAAUUUAACACAGCAAUCCAGGAAAUCAUAGUGACUCACUGGCACCAGGAUCAUUCUGGAGGCAUAACGAAUAUUUGUAAAAACAUCAAUAGUGACACCACAUAUUGCAUUAAAAAACUUCCACGUAACCCUCACAAAGAAGAAAUUAUAGGAGAUGGAGAACAACAAUAUGUUUAUCUGAAACAUGGAGAUUGUAUUGAGACGGAGGGAGCCACUCUAAGAGUUAUAUACACACCUGGCCACACUGAUGACCACAUGGCCCUUCUUUUAGAAGAGGAAAAUGCUCUCUUUUCGGGAGAUUGUAUCCUGGGGGAAGGAACAACUGUAUUUGAAGACCUUUAUGAUUAUAUGAACUCCCUUAAAGAGUUAUUGAAAAUCAAGGCUAAUGUUAUAUAUCCAGGACAUGGCCCAGUAAUCUGUAAUGCUGAAGCUAAAAUUCUAGAGUACAUUUCUCACAGAAAUAUCCGAGAACAGCAAAUUCUGACAGUAUUUAAUGAGAACUUUGAAAAAUCAUUUACAGCUAUGGAUCUUGUAAAAGUCAUUUACAAGAAUACUCCUGAGCAUUUGCAUAAGAUGGCUGAACACAAUGUCUUGCUUCAUUUGAAAAAAUUAGAAAAAGAAGGUAAAGUAUUUAGCAACACAGAUUCUGAGAAGAAAUGGAAAGCUCAUCUUUAGUUUCAGAUUAAUGAAGAGUUUAUUUUGGGGUUUUCUUUUGUUGCUUUUGAGCUACAAGUAUGUUUUGUUAGCCAUAAUUUGU